This is a messenger RNA of Haplochromis burtoni (Burton's mouthbrooder), 713 nucleotides long. It is a transcript of the gene immp1l, whose product is annotated as inner mitochondrial membrane peptidase subunit 1. The coding region runs from base 126 to 644 and encodes 172 amino acids. NCBI's taxonomy places the organism in Eukaryota, Metazoa, Chordata, Actinopteri, Cichliformes, Cichlidae. Gene Ontology annotation, cellular component: mitochondrial inner membrane peptidase complex; membrane. The transcript is spliced from 6 exons. Gene Ontology annotation, molecular function: serine-type endopeptidase activity. The record is from RefSeq and is a predicted model, not a curated record.
UGGUGAAGCUCAACCAAUGAUUUCCGCUGUUGUUACAGUGCCGCUCCUGGAAGUCGUAAAAGGGAAGUUCAACUGUUAUUGUAAGUGCCCGGUGAGAGCUUUUAGUCACACGCUACAAAGUUGAGAUGUUCCGCCGUGUGCUGGGGAAGACCUUUGGUUUUGUGGGCUACACAAUCCAGUAUGGCUGCAUUGCACACUGUGCUUUUGAAUACAUUGGAGAGUUAGUCGUGUGUUCUGGUCCAUCCAUGGAGCCCACCAUUGUCAACGAGGAUAUUGUCUUCUCUGAACGGAUGAGUCGGCAUCUUUGCAAAAUACAAAAGGGUGAUAUAGUCAUUGCAAAAAGUCCAUUUGACCCAAAUAUGAACAUUUGUAAAAGGGUAAUUGGAUUGGAGGGUGACAAGGUCUGCACAAGUUCCCCAUCAGAUUUGUUCAAGACCCAUACAUAUGUUCCAAAAGGCCAUGUGUGGCUAGAAGGGGAUAACCUUAGGAAUUCUACUGACUCAAGGAACUAUGGCCCAAUUCCCUAUGCCCUCAUCCGAGGGCGUGUUUGCUUAAAGCUCUGGCCACCACAUAGUUUUGGGACCCUGAGUGAAAGUCCAACAGAACGGAUCAUUAAAACUCAGAGCGACUCGGACUCAGAUUGACUUGUCUGCUUUGUUUAUAUUUGUACUUGUUCUUGACUUUUUCAUUUUUGAAUAAAAGUGUUAAUUCUU